UCCUUGAAGCGUCUUUUUCACCGGAACGUGUCAUUCAUCAACUUCCGGUGUCACGGGGUACCUGGGAGACGGAGCAAAAAAGCGGGCAUACCGAAAUCUUUAUUGUUUUCGCUUGGCUUUAAACAUCUAAAAGCGCAUACAUUCGACUUAUAAAGUCGAACAACUGCGCCUUAUGGGCCAGUGACCGUCCGGGAUUUGCAUUCGGCCUUGAAAAGAGUCUCAUUCAUUCGGCAUUCGUACUAGCUAGCUGACUAGCUAACGAGCUUCCACACCAGUGUUUGAAGCAGCAGGCCCAUUCUUCUGGACUUUGCUACAAGCUAGUUAGCUAACAUUAGCAGGCUAACCCAUGCGAACACGUUUUCUUUCUCAAUGAUUUUGUCUGUUACGUUAUAAAUAAAUACCACACCGCAAAUGUUUGUGCUGGUUAACAAUAUUUGGUAGUUCCAUUGUUACGUAAGUUGAUAGUUAAAGCAAACUUAGUUGAGCCACAUCAGUGAGGUACUUGUUUUUCAAAGAAAAGUGUUGUUCACUUUGUUGCUAGCUUAAGCUAGCCACCGCCAACUGAACAACGCAGUCGCUGAAAGCGUAGUAGCCCCAAACUCAGAGAGAUGUCGGACUUCGACGAAUUCGAAAGGCAGCUAUCUGAAAACAAGCAAGCUGAAAGAGACAAAGAGAACCGCCACCACCGCCGGUCCUCCUCUCGCAGCCGUAGCAGAGAGAGGAAAAGGAGGAGCAGAGACAGGGAUAGACGCAGCAGGGAUCGUCGCGGAGACAGUAAGGAUCGCAGACACAGACGCAGCUCACCAUCCAGCUACCCCCAGGACAAUGCUGGAAGCCGUUCUCCACACCGUGAGAAGAAGAAGAAGGUGAAGAAGUACUGGGAUGUCCCUCCACCUGGUUUUGAACACAUCACUCCAAUGCAGUACAAAGCCAUGCAAGCUGCGGGCCAGAUCCCAGCCACAGCCCUCCUGCCGACCAUGACUCCAGAUGGCCUGGCAGUUACUCCCACCCCUGUACCUGUGGUGGGCAGCCAGAUGACCCGGCAGGCCCGCCGGCUCUAUGUGGGCAACAUCCCAUUUGGUAUCACAGAGGAGUCCAUGAUGGACUUCUUCAAUGCCCAGAUGCGUUUGGGUGGUCUUACUCAGGCCCCUGGAAACCCUGUCCUUGCAGUACAGAUCAACCAGGAUAAGAAUUUUGCCUUUCUUGAGUUCCGUUCAGUGGACGAAACAACACAGGCAAUGGCCUUUGAUGGCAUCAUCUUUCAAGGCCAAAGCCUCAAGAUUCGUCGUCCACACGAUUACCAGCCCCUGCCCGGCAUGAGCGAGAACCCCAGUGUCUAUGUGCCUGGUGUUACUGUGUCCCCUGUAGGUGUGGUGUCUACAGUGGUGCCUGACUCGGCUCAUAAGCUCUUCAUUGGCGGCUUGCCAAACUACCUGAAUGAUGAUCAGGUGAAAGAGCUGCUGACAUCAUUUGGCCCCCUGAAAGCCUUCAACCUGGUGAAGGACAGUGCUACAGGCUUAUCUAAAGGAUAUGCCUUCUGUGAAUAUGUUGAUGUCAACCUUAAUGACCAGGCUAUUGCUGGGCUGAACGGCAUGCAGCUGGGAGACAAGAAGCUCCUGGUGCAGAGGGCCAGUGUGGGAUCCAAGAACGCCACUCUGACAAGUAUAAACCAGACCCCCGUGACGCUGCAGGUGCCAGGUCUGAACAGCUCAGUGACUCAGAUGGGUGGCCUGCCCACUGAGGUGCUGUGUCUGAUGAACAUGGUGGCCCCGGAGGAGCUGCUGGAUGACGAAGAAUAUGAGGAGAUUGUGGAGGACGUCAGGGAUGAGUGCAGCAAGUACGGCCAAGUUAAGAGCAUUGAGAUACCUCGACCUGUGGAUGGCCUGGAGGUGCCUGGGACUGGCAAGAUCUUUGUGGAGUUCAUGUCAGUUUUUGACUCCCAGAAGGCCAUGCAGGGGCUGACAGGAAGGAAGUUUGCCAACCGAGUGGUGGUGACCAAAUACUGCGAUCCAGACGCUUAUCACCGCCGGGACUUCUGGUAGAGGAGGCAUGAAGAGAAGAGGGAGGGAGGGGAGGGGAGGGAGGGGAGGGGACAUGUGCUGCCCAUUUCCAAAUCAGCCCCCUAAUUAAUUUGCAACAUUUCAGGUGGAUCUGUGAGUAUUACUCGUUGGCAAAUGGCAAAUGUGGUGGUAUUCAAUCUCCCAUCUAAGAUCUACAUGAAAUGUCCAGCAGUUAAAAUUAAAAUAAUAAUAAUUGGAAGAAGGGGGCGGGUUUAUAUUCAGUCCAUAGCAAAGGGGGGCUAGGUUUGGAUGGUGCAGCUGGGUGGGUGGGGGAGUCAAAGAUUUUUGAGAAAUGUGUGUAAUAAUAGGUCCAGGGUGGGGUCAACAAUUUUUAUACUUUGUGAGACAGGGAUGUCAUUGUGGGUGGGAGGGGGGUGCCACACUUUAAGGUUUGUAUUUAAAUGGAGGUAGCCUGUUUUAAGUACAUUAGGAAGGAGUUGCAGGAGGGAACUAACUGGACUAUUGUGAUUGAGAAGAGAAGUCGAGGAAACGGGAGUGUUAUUAGUGAAAGGGAGACGUGGGGGAGAUGGAGAGGAAGGUGAGGGCAUUUUUGUUUGACCAUCUAAUGUAGAUACACAGUAGCUGUAACAUCCACUUCAGUUGAGAGACGAGAUGAGAGUCCUCUAUUUUUUCAUUUUUUUUCUGUUUGGACUCAUUUCUUCUUGUUACUUCAUUUUCAUCAGACUACUGCCCCCCUCAGGACGAGUGUCAGAGAAUCUGUUGUCAAUUGGACUCUAUCUGAAUGUUAACUGUAAUUGUUCCAAUACUGUGUGUAGCUUCACUGAUUUGAGCUGUAAUAUCACCGUGUAUUCAGGCCGCAGAAUAACAUGAACUGCAGAAAAGAACGUUUCUUUUUGUCCUUUUUUUUAUUUUCUGUAACUUUAUUCACGUCCAUCUUUUGUGCUCAGCUUUUAACAGGUGAGAUUGUUUCUGUCUCAGCAGUUCAGAUCUGGUUUAAUUCAAGAGGAAGAUGGGGAGAACAGAUUGGUAUUCAGUAGUGGAUUUAUCUCUUCCUUACCAAAAAGCCUUAAUGUUAAUAUAUGUCAAUUCGCUAAGGAAAGAAAUUCGGCUUGCCCCUCUGUCUGUAUGUUCAUAGAUGUCGCCAUCUUGUACUUCAGCCUUUGCAUUAGUAGUUUUCAUUUUGUCCUGGUUUCCCAGCAGACUUGGGAUGUAAGAUGUGUUGGACCCGGUUGUUAUCUUUGUGCAACGUCUCACCUCUUUGACAAGACCAAAUAAACACAUGAUUAAUACCCACGGCUCAUGUUGUACUGCAGAGUGAAACCAAAACCACACAAUUUUUGUUCUGUCAUUUUCUGCCUCAUUUGUCAAAAUGAAAAACAUAAAAAAAAAAUCACAUUUGAUGGCUUGUACACACAAAAGAAAACGCAGCACUUGUUCCAUCUUACUAAUUGAAACUGUGCAAGCUUGAUUUAGAGGUGCGCCACAAAAAAGUUUGAAACUGCAAAUUGUUAAAUUGAAUUGAAGCCUGCAGACAAAGACUUGGUGUCUUAAAUUUCCACAAACAAAAUCAUGUCACUUUUCAGUGUUCAGCUCUCAUGAAAUUAUGUUACGGUAGUUGUUGGAUUGUUAGAAACUGUCCUUAGACAAAAUCUGCUCUUCUCUCAUCUCCCUCAUCUUCUGCCCUUGUUUCUCUGAGGACCACAUAUUCACACUGUACACGCUUGAGACUGCUUUCAUUUGAUUUGUUGGGUUGCUUAAGAUGGCACUGGAGAGAGAUUGUGUCUGUGAUAACACGAGAUGUUACUCCUUACUUUCUGAAAUCUGCUUUCAGUGUCACUGUGUCAUUUUCUUUUUCUUUUUUUCUUUCUCUGGAAAAAAAUGUGAUUUCUUAAAAUGAUUUAAAGCUAAAAAAAACACAUCUAGUUUAUAAAAAGCAAAAAGUCUUUCACUUGUCCAAUUUGUUUUCAAAUGUUGAUUAAAAACUGAAUUUACAUGA
Molecule: messenger RNA, 4017 nt
Organism: Acanthopagrus latus (yellowfin seabream)
Lineage: Eukaryota; Metazoa; Chordata; Actinopteri; Spariformes; Sparidae
Gene: u2af2a
Product: U2 small nuclear RNA auxiliary factor 2a
Exons: 12
Coding region: 609-2042 (477 amino acids)
Biological process (GO): mRNA processing
Cellular component (GO): U2-type prespliceosome; nuclear speck; commitment complex
Molecular function (GO): poly-pyrimidine tract binding; pre-mRNA 3'-splice site binding
Source: RefSeq, a predicted model, not a curated record